AUGCCUGACCCCUGUGCUCCAACAGGGUCCCCCAGACAUAGCUCACUGCAGGCGGGGCCUCUGUGGGGAGGCAGCGGGACCUCCUGGAGGGAAGCAAGAGUUUCUACUCUGACCUUUUACUCCACCAGAGUCCAUCUGAAUUUUGAGCCUCCCCCAAGGAGCUGGUAUGUAACUGAGAGGGGCAGGACAGGCGUCCCAGGCCUACCUCCAGGCAAGGGAAUUGGGGUGCCUAGAGCCAGAGUCUUCACCAUAUGCCGCUUUGAGAAACCAGAAACGCACUCUCCACCGAGCUUCCCGACCAGCCAAUGCUCCUCCUCCAACUUUCUUGAGAGAAGGAGAGGCUUCCCCACCCCUCCCUCUGCUCACCACUGA
Molecule: messenger RNA, 372 nt
Organism: Pipistrellus nathusii (Nathusius's pipistrelle)
Lineage: Eukaryota; Metazoa; Chordata; Mammalia; Chiroptera; Vespertilionidae
Source: the annotation of a GenBank genome assembly